This is a messenger RNA of Sorghum bicolor (sorghum), 1014 nucleotides long. RefSeq lists its product as uncharacterized. The transcript has a single exon. The coding region runs from base 129 to 848 and encodes 239 amino acids. The record is from RefSeq and is a predicted model, not a curated record. NCBI's taxonomy places the organism in Eukaryota, Viridiplantae, Streptophyta, Magnoliopsida, Poales, Poaceae. Gene Ontology annotation, biological process: endomembrane system organization.
CGGCAAAGGCCAUUGAUCGCGCGCGCCAUCGGUUACAUUUCCAUGCACGCGCCGCGCCAUUACCGCCGGCCAACGAGUAGCUAGGCGCGCGAAGACACGAUCGAUCUGGUGCGUGCGCGGAGUGGUCGAUGGCGUCGGCGGCGGGGACGACGACACAGAGGCGCGUCGGCGACGACGUGGAGUCUCAGCGGGAGCAGGGCGACGAUGGUAGUAGCCGCCGCGAGCAAGAGCAAGAGCAGCGACGGCCUCUGCUGGACGAAGAACGGCGGCGCUCCUUGGCCGCGGACGACGGCGGCGGGAUGAGCCCGGUCCAGCGUGCCAUCAGCCAGACGUACCAGAGCACGGCGCACCUAGCGAAGCUGCUGCCGACGGGCACGGUGCUGGCGUUCCAGCUGCUGUCCCCGGUGGUGACGGCGGAGGGCCACUGCGCGCGCGCCAACCGCGCCAUGGCCGCCGCGCUCCUGGCGCUCUGCGCGCUCUCCUGCUUCGUGCUCAGCUUCACCGACAGCUUCCGUGACGCCGCCACGGGCGCCGUCCGCUACGGCUUCGCCACCUCGCGGGGGUUAUGGGUCAUCGACGGCGGCGCGCCGCUGGACGACCCGCGCGCCGCGGCGGCGUACCGGAUCCGGUUCCUCGACCUAGUGCACGCCGUGGUGUCCGUCAUGAUCUUCGCCGCCGUCGCGCUGCUCGACCAGAACGUCGUCACCUGCUUCUACCCCGUGCCGUCGGAGGACGCCAGGCAGGUGCUCACCGUGCUACCCAUCGCCAUCGGCGUCGUCGGGAGCAUGCUGUUCGUCACCUUCCCCACCACCCGCCACGGCAUCGGGUUCCCGCUAUCUCAGCACUGAUUAAUAACUUAUUAGUAGAAUGAUCGAUUGCAACCUGUUUGAAACUUAUUUGUAUGUACUCUUAUACCCAUUUAUAUUUCCGGUUGUAAAUAAAUGGCACAAAAAAAAGAUUGUGAACUCCAUUGAAGGAGACAUAUAUGAGUAUAUAUAGCUAGAUCUAGAAACA